Messenger RNA from Paramormyrops kingsleyae, 2378 nucleotides. RefSeq names its product fibroblast growth factor 17 (gene fgf17). Gene Ontology annotation, molecular function: growth factor activity. The record is from RefSeq and is a predicted model, not a curated record. Lineage: Eukaryota; Metazoa; Chordata; Actinopteri; Osteoglossiformes; Mormyridae.
GAAAUUAUAGUGAAUUUGUUGUUUGGAAAUUCAUAUGCAACUGGUUAAAGAAUCUUGUGUAAAAGAAAGACGCGCGUUUUCGUCCCACAAAUGAUAAUACCUUCGCCAGAAACGUUCUGCAAACCGAUUACUGGUAAAAGGAGCAGGACAACCAUAUUGCAUCUCAAUCUUUAUAAGCUUUAUAUAUAUAGACAGCCUUGUUGCUUCUUUAAUUAGUUGUGAUUCUUCAAGGUGACAUUUCUUUGUUGCCAUUGCCCACCCACAAUACUAGACCACCGUCUCUACAUACAUGGGAGGGAUCUGUCCUCUCGUCUUUCACCUUUGCAUAGUGUGAAGGACCGAGACGUGCGAGGGGCUAGGACCCGUAUUAAAUUUGGAUGUAUCGUAGGACCAAGUGACACAGUAAACACUGAGCUGGGAGAGCUGCUCUAUCUAACACUGCAGCCCAAGCCGACGCGGCUCUGAUAAAUUACAAUGGUUUUAAUAUACAUAAUGACGCUUUCAUAUCGCAGGUAUACCGACUGAAUAGCUUUCGAAACGAAUGAUGGCAGUUGUCGACUUUCUGCUUGGCGAUUUUAAAUUUAGUCAUUCCCGUGUAGUUAGUUUUAAAUCAACAGAUCUACUGAGAUCGGAUUAAUUUUCAUCUGGCACCUACCUUUUUAUAUAUUUUUCUUCUUUUAAGGAUCUGUGUGGUCGAUCACUUGCAAAAUUCUAAUUGUGAAUGGAUUCAAGUUUGCUUAUUUGAACGGGAAGUGGACGGGUCAAGUGGGAGCACGAAUUGCUCCCGAAGAGGAAGAAAUACCGCUGGAAUUACAGUUCGCUAAUUUGGGAUUAAGUUGGCAGUUUCUGAAGAAGUAGAACUAACAACAGUGUGAAUGAACAAGAGAAUGUAUGCAAUAAACCAGCGCUGUAUUUACAUAUCUUUUCAUUUCUUCGUGCUGUGGUGUAAUGCUCAGGGGGAGAAUCACCCGUCUCCUAAUUUUAACCAGUAUGUGAGGGAGCAGGGCGCAGUGACUGACCAGCUCAGCCGACGACAGGUCCGGGUUUACCAGCUAUACAGCCGGACCAGCGGAAAACACGUCCAGAUUCAAGGCAAGAAGGUGACCGCUACAGCAGAGGACGGCAAUAGUUUUGCCCGGCUCUUUGUGGAGACGGACACCUUUGGGAGUCGAGUUCGCAUCAAAGGCGCCGAGAGUGGACGCUACCUCUGCAUGAAUCGAAGGGGGAAGCUGGUGGGAAAGCCUAACGGGAGGAGUAGAGACUGCAUCUUCACUGAGAUUGUCCUGGAGAACAACUAUACUGCUUUCCAGAACACUAAGUAUGAAGGCUGGUUCAUGGCCUUUACCAGGAAGGGAAAGCCCAUCAAGGCCUCCAGAACCAGGGAGAACCAAAGAGAAGUACAUUUUAUCAAAAGACUUCACAAGGGUCCACUUCCCUUCCCUAAUAUGGACCGGCCCAAACAUUUUGAGUUCAUCAGUUUUCCACCAACUCGCCGAGCCAAACGCAACCGGAAAUCAAGGACAUCGCCUUAGUGCCAGAAGAUCAGUACAUCGGUUUGGACUGAGUUUGUAUUUUUUUUAUAAUAAGAGAAAGAAACCAUUUUAUUUUUGUAUUUUUACUACUAAAUGCUUGAACAGAACAAAUGAUGUAACAGAUGAUAAUGUAAAAUGAUAUGAUACAUGUAAAUAAGGUAAGAUAGAAAAUGAAAUGUAUAUAUUUAAUAUUUCUGAGAGUGUGUUUGUAUGUAUGCCAGCGCUUUGAAGUACGGUAACUGGAGAAUUUAGUCAAAUAAACCUUCUGCCUCAAUGGAAAUCAGUACUUGUUUCCAUGACUAACUGUUAUGCUCCAUAGGACCAGUUGUAUAAUUUUGAAUGUAACCUUCAUUUUAAAUCAUGGUCAUUUAAUUUUGCAAUUUCUGUGCCAGUUUGUGAUGCCACUUUUUAAAAGGUGUAAAUUUGACUCUAUUUUGCCAUUCAGGUUGUACUUCAGGUUGAGUUUAAAUAAGAGAAUGAUACCAUACUCAGAUAUCAAUGGACAACCUUUUGGAGUUAAGAUAAUCAUUUUCAAAGGUCCCAAAACAAUGCACUGUUGCCCUAUCAAAAAGAACAAGCUUGCCUCUUGACAAUGCAUUGGAAAGUAAUUUGCAUUUUCAUUUAUCAUAUAUAUUUAGCUACUGGUUUCAUCAUGGAUGCACAUGAAUGUGUUAUGAUUGUAAAAAUAAUAACAUAAAGAGUUGUAGAUCUGUCAUCCCUAUUAGAAUAUUAGUGCAGAAAUUCUAUAACUGUGUCAGAUAAUCAAAAGUAUGAAAGUUUAUGUUCCAUUCCGUUAAUACUGUUUAUACUUCUGAAUACUGUGAGCACCUAUUCAUCACUGCAAAA